Molecule: messenger RNA, 405 nt
Organism: Exophiala aquamarina CBS 119918
Lineage: Eukaryota; Fungi; Ascomycota; Eurotiomycetes; Chaetothyriales; Herpotrichiellaceae
Exons: 2
Cellular component (GO): mitochondrial inner membrane peptidase complex
Source: RefSeq, a predicted model, not a curated record
AUGGCUCCACCCGAGCACACGUUCCCCGUCAGCCAGCUCGAGCAGCAAAUUUACUACCACGGCGUCAACGGGAAAAGAAAAGCUCGCAAGCUGGGUGACUUUGACCUUCAACGAGACUGCGAGUUACUCGAGCUGGUGCAAUACAGCUGCACCACACCCGAGCAACAGUAUCAAAAGGCGUUGGAGAGCCGGACCGGAAUGGCGCAGAUGGAAUGCUUCCCUUUUGUGAGGCUGUUUAGGAAGUGUAUGAAGGGCAAUCACACGUUCCAUGUUGAGACCACCGCUUGGGAGGGCGAACAUGCUUGGUCUGCCAGCCAAGAUUCAAGUCCUACGAGUACAGCAACAGCAACAAAAAAGGAGAAAGACUCAAAGGACAGUGUGAAGAGUUUGUUCUGGUCCUCGCAA